Podarcis raffonei (Aeolian wall lizard) is the source of this 2869-nucleotide messenger RNA. RefSeq names its product complement factor I (gene CFI). Gene Ontology annotation, molecular function: protein binding; serine-type endopeptidase activity. NCBI's taxonomy places the organism in Eukaryota, Metazoa, Chordata, Lepidosauria, Squamata, Lacertidae. Gene Ontology annotation, cellular component: membrane. Bases 576 to 2348 code for a protein of 590 amino acids. The transcript is spliced from 14 exons. Gene Ontology annotation, biological process: proteolysis. The record is from RefSeq and is a predicted model, not a curated record.
CCUUGCUAUUAUUAAAUAGAAGGAUUUUUGAACUGUACAGCCCCACUGUUUGUUGAUUUUUAAGGGCUAGUUGAUUAGCCAUUCCCGGAAACUGGCACUCCCAGAGCUUAGUGCACAAAUACUUUUUUCAUCCGUUUGCCAAGGCAUUGAGCAACUGGCCAAACACAACCUUGAAAUCUUAGUCUCCUGUCAGUUAAAUAUGCAAAUCAUCCAUUAUCUUUUGUUCCAGAAAGCAGGCAACUAUAAAGCAGCUACAUAAAUAAGUGAAAGUAUUAAGAAAGUUGUGUGAGAGUUAUGCACAGGAGAGCACAUUCCUUCAGGGAUCUACCAGUCUUUUUACCUGUUUGCUUCUCUUAUCGUUUUUGCAGUGAACAUUGCAGUGAACACUGAGGUUUAAGCAGGAUCUUGUCUAAGAGCUGAGAACCAUCCAUGCACAUGGAUGCUCUCGUAGUUAUUUCAGAACCAGCUUUUUAAAUAUUUGCUAAUGGUUAAAAAUUAAACACAGAGCAAAAAUCUGAGACUGGGGAAAUUUUAGGGAAAGAAAAUAUUCUAAAUACGGACAGAAACUCUUCACCAUGAAAUCAUUAUCCACUCUCGUGUUUAUUUCAUUCUUACCACUUGGAAUUUUUCAACAAAAGGACAAUACAUAUCUGAUAGAAGAAUGUGUAAACAAUGGCUACACUCAGAAUUCUUGCGAGAAAGUGUUUUGCCAGCCAUGGCAGAGGUGUGUGGAUGGCUCCUGUUUCUGUAAGCUACCUUACCAAUGCCCCAAAAACGGAACCUUGGUAUGUUCUACUGAGAAGAGGACUUUAAAUUACUGUCAGCUAAAGAGCUUGGAAUGUCAACGUAAAAAGAGCAGAUUUAUGAACAGAGGAAGAUGCAGCUCUCAAGAGACUUUUCAAGUUUCGUUGAAGCCUGAAAAUGCAACAUCAGCAGGAAUUAUCCAAGUUGAAGUGAAUCAAUCCCCAAAGACACCUGUGUGUGGAUCUCCUUGGGGUAUGAAUGAAGCAAAUGUGGCCUGCAGACAUCUUGGUUUUCCAGAAGGGGCUGAUCGUACAGACACCGUUGACCCAGAAGAAGACUCCGAUUCAUUGGAGUGCCUUAAGGCAAGAUGCAGAGGAAUAGAGACCAGCCUAGCGGAAUGUACUUUAACUAGAGUGAAUAAAACUAAUGAGAAAGUGGCAAAAGUGGUGUGUCAUACAGCACACAGAGAAUGUUUGCCAAAAGAAUUCCGUUGUGUCAAUAGAAAAUGCAUCCCUCCCUUUAAGACAUGCAAUGGCGUCAAUGACUGUGGAGACUUAAGUGAUGAAGUAUGUUGCAAAGCAUGUAGGGGGAAAAGCUUCCACUGUCAUUCAGAUGUGUGUAUUCCAAGAAAAUACGUCUGUAACAACGAAGUGGACUGUUUAACAGGAGAAGAUGAGACUCACUCACAGUGUGAUAAGAAAAGAGCUGAAGAAAAUGAAAACACGGGCAAUAGAAGAGCUCAACAAAAUGCAAGAGAAGGAACAGAAGUCGCUGAACAGUCUAUGGAUGAAGAAAGAAGAAAGAUCAAAACAUUGUUACCCCAAUUACAGUGCGGCAUUGCAAACCACACGGCUACUCGUCGGAAGCGAAUCGUAGGUGGAUACACUGCAGGAAAGGAUGAAUUUCCUUGGCAAGUGGCCAUUAAAGAUGAACGGACAACAGUGAACUGCGGUGGCGUUUAUAUUGGGGGCUGUUGGGUUUUGACAGCUGCACACUGUGUUAGAGAGAACCGUGCACAUACUUAUCAGGUGUGGACUGGAAUGCUGAACACAGUACUACAGGAAGGUGUAGUAGAAGCUUUUCAAGUAGUUAAAGUAAUAGUUCACGAGAAGUACAACACCAAAACAUAUGAAAAUGACAUCGCUUUGAUGGAGAUGAAACCCAAGGACACGAGCAGCCCAACAUGUUACCCUGUGGACUCUGCGCCAGUCUGUGUCCCUUGGUCAAAAUACAUGUUCAAAGGUGGCCACCAGUGCAAAGUGUCUGGCUGGGGACUCAAUGAAGAGUUUUCAAGGCAAUUUGGCCUUAAGUGGGGCUACAUUUAUCUAAUGGAAAACUGCUCUGAAAUCUAUGGGAACCGGUACUUUGAAGGCAUGGAAUGCGCAGGAACGCAUGAUGGCUCUGUGGAUUCCUGUAAAGGUGACUCAGGAGGACCCUUAGUUUGUUUUGACUCUAAUAAUGUGGGGUAUGUUUGGGGUGUUGUGAGCUGGGGUGAAAAUUGUGGCGAAAAAGGACACCCUGGGGUUUAUACAAAAGUGGCACAUUAUUUCAGUUGGAUUGGCCGUCACACUGGACUGAAUCUCAUUUCGCGAUAUAACUUGUGAUUUGGAAUGUAAAUAUUACCUCUUUCUGCCUUGGCAAUAACUAUAGAUAGGCUGCAGAACUUGUGGCUCAAUCCAGCCAAAGUGAAGCAUUGUCCUAGUGGUUUCAAUGAGAGAAAUGCAUGGCAUGAUCAAGUUUACUCAGAAGAUGUAACUUACUCCCAAGUAAAUAUGUGUGCAGUUGUAGCUUUAAGCUUGCUGAAAACUGUGGCAGGGAUGGGGAAGGAACCUUUGGCCCUCCAGAUGUUUCAGGCUCCAGUUCCCAUUAGCCCCAGCCAGCAUGGCCAGCAGCGAAGACUGAUGGGAUUUGUAGUCCAUUAACAUGUGGAAGGCUACUGAUUUCCCAUCUCUCAUCUGUGAAAGUUAGAAGUGCUCAGCUCUGGCUGGAUUAUGCUGCGAAAGAUCAUCAGUUAUGAGUUGUGAAAUUUUGCAUUUAAUAAAUUUUAAAGUAUGUGUGCUUCUUUAAAUAGUUACUGCAUUUCUUUUGUACUCAUUGUAUAUUCAAAUAAAAGUGAUGCAUACCA